This is a messenger RNA of Triticum urartu, 733 nucleotides long. NCBI's taxonomy places the organism in Eukaryota, Viridiplantae, Streptophyta, Magnoliopsida, Poales, Poaceae. The record is from RefSeq and is a predicted model, not a curated record.
UCUACACACCACAGCAUCCGCAACCCCCUCACGUCCCACACCAAGCCCCACGCUCGAACCACCACCACCACCAGCACCCAUGGCACCCAAGGCAGCGGAGAAGAAGCCGGCGGCGGCCACGGCCGAGAAGACCACCGCGGGGAAGAAGCCCAAGGCGGAGAAGCGGGCGCCGGCGUCCAAGGAGGCCGGCGGCGAGGGGAAGACGAGGGGCAGGAAGAAGGGCAGCAAGGCCAAGAAGGGUGUGGAGACGUACAAGAUCUACAUCUUCAAGGUGCUCAAGCAGGUGCACCCGGACAUCGGCAUCUCCUCCAAGGCCAUGUCCAUCAUGAACUCCUUCAUCAACGACAUCUUCGAGAAGCUCGCCGGCGAGUCCGCCAAGCUCGCCCGCUACAACAAGAAGCCCACCAUCACGUCCCGGGAGAUCCAGACCUCCGUCCGCCUCGUCCUCCCCGGCGAGCUCGCCAAGCACGCCGUCUCUGAGGGCACUAAGGCCGUCACCAAGUUCACCUCAUCCUAGGCUUCAUCGUCUGUGUCAUGAGCUGAUGGUGGCAGGCGUCUGUAAGAAUUGUGCUGCUUGCGGACUUGAAGAAAUAGUGAUGUUGCUGUUUGAAUCAAUGUUCGUCUGUGCUUGCGUGUCGCUUCAGAGUUCAGACUCUUCUUGAUGCCAUUUGUUUAUGUCAGCAAGUUUCUCCUAUGAUGGUUUGUCUAAUUUAAUUUGCUGUCAUUUUAUCUA